UUCAGUAGCAGUUAUAAUUAUUGUCAAACAGAAUAUUUUAAAAUUGAUUAUUGCAAUACUUCACUUUAAUACUACAUCAACUAUGCAUGUCGAAUUAGCCUAUAUGUGGAGUUCAUCAAUUUUUUUUUGUAUUCUGCGUCUUGGCUUUCAAGCUGUCUGAAAAUGAUUGUAUUUUGGCGAUGUGUUUAGGAGAGGCUUUUCCAGUGAGAAGUCUCUCAAUUCUUGUCCACAAAUCUUGCUGCUAGUCCCUGAAUACAGUGGCGCUUCAGCCUAGUGAAUUUAAGGCUGCCAGGAUCCUGAAGUUGAAAAUUCUUGAUGCUGGUAUAAGGAUUCCAAGAGGCAUACUUCAAGGUAAUACAGUAGACAUGGGAAAUUAUUACGAAUGCCUAGAAAUACAUGAAAAUAUGGAAUAUAGUAACGUGUCGAUAGAUGGAAAGUAUUGUGUUGUAGGAGCUAUGAUCAAAAACACAAGAUUUGAAGCAAAUACUGACAACCAAUGGCCUAUCGAUCAUAAUGAUUUAAGAUUGAAUGAUAAUAUUACACAGAUUCUUAAAGACUAUGAGAUGAAACAUUCAAGACUUAAAAAAAUUUUUGGUACAAACGUUGAUAAAAGUACUGAACAUGUGGUUGAUAAUGUGGUUUUUAAAUUGGCAAUAUGCAUACCUAAAGUAUGCACAACGCGCGAGGCAGUUGAAGGACUUUUCAUCAAUCUUACUACAGUUGGGUUUGAUUUUAAAGAUGAUUUUUGUCGUUUACCCAAUGACAAGCCAUGGAUUCCCGGAGAUUACGUAGCAAUAUCUAUAUUAUCACUCAUUGGAUUCCUAGUGAUAAUGGGAACAGUAUAUGAUAUAUGGUACCUCAAAAAGACAAAAAAGCCAGAAUCUAUAAACAACGCAAUUCUAUCAUUCUCUUUGCUUAAAAAUUUAAGAGAUUUGUUUACAAUAUCAAAGAGGUCUGGGACACUGGACUGUUUGGAUGGCUUACGCGCAUUGUCUAUGUUGUGGGUAGUAAUUGGACAUUCCUUCUCUUCACAAACCCAAAUUGUGAAUGGGAUAGACGCAUUUCAGUGGCUGAAAUCAAUGAAAUCGUUAUGGGUAAUUGCUGCGCCAAUUGCAGUGGAUACAUUUUUCACGAUAAGUGGUCUACUGCUGGUAUAUGUAGCUACGAAAAAGAUGACGAGCAUGGGAUUAAUUAAAUCUCUUCAUUUGUUUUAUCUUCACCGAGUACUGCGGAUGUUUCCAGUGUUGGCUUUUGUUGUGUUAAUGGAGGCAACACUUUUUAACCAUAUUUCUGAUGGUCCUUUUUGGGAGAGAGUUGCUAAAAAUAGCGAGAAUUGUAAGCGACAAUGGUGGUUAGCUCUGUUGCAUUUCCAAAAUUAUGGAAACUUAGAUAAUAUGUGUAUUGCUGUUUCUUGGUAUCUAAGCAUCGAUGUACAGCUUCAUUUACUAUCGCCAUUGGUACUCUUUUGGGUGCUAAAUGGAAAACGACUAUUGGGAUGGGGUGCCUUGAUAAUUGCAACACUUCUAACAAUGACUGCAGCAACAAUUUAUAACUUUGAACAAAAUUUCAGCUCUACAAUGCUGAGCCAAAGAAAUCUGAAUGACCAUUUGCUGAACUAUAUGGAAUACUAUUAUGUGAAUACUUUGACUCGAGCUUCGCCAUUUUUGGUCGGAAUGAUUUAUGGAUAUAUGCUUCAUUUGCUAAGAAAUAAAAAGCUUAACAUAUCCCAGAUCACUAAUUUGAUUUUAUGGAUAUUAGCUUUAGCGCUCAUGCUUCUGAUAAUAUACAUUCCACAUCCAACUAUGCAAGAGGACUGGGAAUAUCAAAACUUGGAUAACAUUAUAAACUCCUUUAUGAGACCAGCCUGGGCGAUAGCAUUAGGUUGGCUUAUUACUGCAUGUGCUCAUGGAUAUGGUGGUCCAAUAAACACCUUUCUUUCACUGAACUUCUGGAAAAUCCCCGCACGGGUGUCUUACGCGCUGUAUUUGAUUCAUUAUUCUCUUAUGGCUAUAAUAAAUUCAAGCAAAGUAGCUCCUACAUAUUUUUCAGUUGGAAAUAUUGUUUUUCACUUCUGUGCGUAUUUAUUCAUAUCUCUCCUGAUUGCAAUCCUAAUUACAGUGCUUAUCGAUUUUCCAAUUGCUAAUUUAUUGAAACUCAUCUUAUCAAAAGGUAUAAGGAAAACUGAAAAUAAUAAAUAAAAAAAAUACACCAGUAGGAAUUUUCAUAGAAAUUAUGUUAAGCGGUUAAAUUUGCCCAAUGUAACCUGGAUCUUAACGGACUGGUAAUGGACAACGUCUAGAUCGCCAACAAGACUAGCCUUUUACACAUGGUCGAAUUUAGGACGGUCCGGUGGGCGCCUCGCACCAAUAAUAAUAAAAUAUAUUUUCUUAAAAUUUUGUUUAAUAGUCAUUAUUUAAAUUUAUUAUUGUGAAUUUAAACUACGGUAAUAUUCACAAAUACUAGUCUUUGUUAGUCUACAAUAAAAGGGAUGGAACAA
This is a messenger RNA of Leptidea sinapis, 2497 nucleotides long. RefSeq names its product O-acyltransferase like protein-like. The transcript has 13 exons. Bases 366 to 2198 code for a protein of 610 amino acids. The record is from RefSeq and is a predicted model, not a curated record. Gene Ontology annotation, molecular function: acyltransferase activity, transferring groups other than amino-acyl groups. NCBI's taxonomy places the organism in Eukaryota, Metazoa, Arthropoda, Insecta, Lepidoptera, Pieridae.